This is a messenger RNA of Symbiodinium sp. CCMP2592, 630 nucleotides long. Lineage: Eukaryota; Dinophyceae; Suessiales; Symbiodiniaceae. The record is from the annotation of a GenBank genome assembly.
AUGUGGUGCUGCUGUGCAGCUGAAGAAGACACCGAUAAGGAUCCCUUGCGAGAGGCGGGCUUCGUCAAGGCGGCUCCCGCCUUCGAGCCGGAUGCCAUUCCCGAUGUAUUUACUGUGUCGCUUGGCCGGCACGCUGAGGGCGGGCAUGGUGUGCAGAUGGAUGUGACGGAUGCAGAUUGUGCCAUCAUCAAGGACGUGACCACGGGCAGCUUGGCAGAGUGGAACAAGACAGUCUCGGAAGCGAAGCGGGUGAAGCUGUACGACCGCGUCAUUGAGGUAAAUGGAUGCAAAGGCCCUUCCUUCGAGCUUGCCAAGGCUUUGGCAGCAGAAACUGAGGUUUUCUCUGUGACGAUCCAGCGGCCGGAAGAGAGGACCGUGACCUUGCACCGACCGGGUGAGAUUGGCGUGGUUUUAAACUACAAGAAGGCCGGGUCGGUAUGCCCCUGGAUCUCAAAGAUCAGCACUGGUUUGCUGCAUCAGUGGAACCAGGCAACUCCAGAGGAGGCUGUACAAGCGCACGACCGCAUCGUGGCGGUAAACGGCACCCGGGGAGCUCCUGAGGAGCUCAUGGUCAAGAUGAAGGAGGCGAGCUCCGUCCUGGAGCUGACCAUUUUGCACUAUGCAGUCUGA